This is a messenger RNA of Paraphaeosphaeria sporulosa, 2532 nucleotides long. Its product is annotated as phospholipase D/nuclease. The record is from RefSeq and is a predicted model, not a curated record. Lineage: Eukaryota; Fungi; Ascomycota; Dothideomycetes; Pleosporales; Didymosphaeriaceae. Bases 170 to 2053 code for a protein of 627 amino acids. Gene Ontology annotation, molecular function: catalytic activity. The transcript is spliced from 2 exons.
GUCAUCCAGCCUUGAUCUCGGGCUUUCAGAGCGAGAUGCGCAAGUCGGGAUGAUGUAUAAACCAUCUCACCCGGAGGGUACCCCUUCUUACCAGACACGCUCCCGUUCCUUGGCUGUGUCGUUUUAACCACAAUAAAUAUCUCUUCUUUUUCGAUCGUCUUCAGUCGCAAUGGCUACGCAUAUCACAGACAAGAUACUCGCAUUCUGCAGAGAACCUAGAAGCGUAAGCAGUGAAUACGCGAAGGAUCCCACAAAACCUCCUGGCCACUAUGCAGAUCAGCUGUACGGGAAAGAGCGGACUGCCGUCACUAAGCAACAACCACCUCACCUAAGGAAGCCGCCAAGCAAGGAGGAAAUUCUUCGCGCGCGUCAAUGUGGGAAUUGGGGUGACUCUGAACCCAGCGAUCUGUUUCUUCAGUGCUACCAUGAUGCGCUCUGCUCGCUCGAAUACGAUCCACUGGCGGGCAUGAUCAGCCCAAGCCUGAUGGGAAGCAACGGUGUCCUUCCGCUCACAAUAAUCGCCCCAUUACCGGAUAUCUGCCGUCAUAUGUCAAAUGUCAUCGCGCGGGCCGAACAUGAAGUAUUCCUUGCGACCAACUACUGGAUCACGUCAGAUGCUUCACGACUCAUCACCGACUCGCUUCUGGAGCUUUCCAAGAGAGCCGGAGCCAGAGGGCAACGGAUCGUGGUCAAAAUUAUGUACGACCGUGGUAACAUCAAACAAGUCAAGGAAAACCACCAGCCAGUCACAGUCGAAGAAUACACCGGCAAGGCCAUCAAGCUGCCUCAUCCUCACGAAGUUCCAAAUCUUGACAUGCAGGUCCAAAACUACCAUCGUCCAGCACUAGGCACCUUCCACUCGAAAUUCAUGAUUGUGGACCGGCAAAUUGCCAUCGUCCAAAGUAACAAUAUCCAAGACAACGACAAUCUGGAGAUGAUGACGCAUUUGGAAGGGCCCAUCGUUGAUUCGUUAUUUGACACAGCAUUGCUGGCCUGGCAUACGAUUAUGGAACCACCACUGCCUCGGUUGCAUUCGCCUGCAUCAGCUGGGAGGUGGACCUCGUUUGAUGACCUGACUUUUCAAUCCAUGUUCAGUGGCGCGGAGAGUGGUAUGGGUCUGCGUAGGGAGCUUAUGCCUCUCCACGCACCUGGUGAUCCUCACUAUGAUCCAAAUAUAGCAUCUGAAGUUCGGAGGAUGCAGGAUGCCCUGGCACCCUUGCCGGGAGAAACGCGCGCGGAGGCCAUCACACGCCAUCUCAAUUUCGCUACCAAGCUCUCGCAAAAUGGUGUCGUUCCUGAGGAUUCCCUCGAUAAAGAAAUGACACCGAUGAUCCCACACAGACCUCACGCAUCCUUCCCUAUCGCUCUUGUCAACCGGAAACCCUGGGGAGCGCUCAAUCACAAAGGCGUCAAUGUCCCUCAAAAUGAAGCUUGGUUGUCCGCGAUACGCAAUGCCACAUCAUCAGUAUUCAUACAGUCUCCCAAUCUGAAUGCUUCCCCUCUGAUACCAGCUCUAAAGGAAGCUUUGGAGCGGGGAGUCGACAUCACGUACUAUGUAUGCUUGGGCUACAACGAUGCAGGAGAACUGCUGCCUUUCCAGGGUGGCGUCAACGAGAUGGUUGCUGAUCAUCUGUACGAGAGCCUCGACAAGGCAUCCAAGCAACGUUUGCACGUGCACUACUAUGUAGCCAAAGACCAAAUGGCACCAAUACAUAAUAGCUUCAAGAAGAGAAGCUGUCACAUAAAGCUCCUGAUUGCGGAUGGCCACGUGGGCAUUCAAGGCAACGGAAACCAGGACACGCAGUCAUGGUUCCACUCAAUGGAGGUGAACAUCAUGAUUGACUCCGAACAGAUUUGCGGCGAGUGGAGAGCUGGGAUAGAACGAAACCAGAACACGCAUCAAUAUGGACGAGGGUCACAGGUUGAUGGCAUAUGGCGAGACGAAAGUGGCAAUGAGGCUGAGGGCGCUGUCGGGAAAGACCCAGGGAAAUUCGCUUGGGCAAAGGGCGUAGUUGGGGCCGUACAAAGGGUUCGUGGCGCCGGCGGAUUUUGAAGGUAGUCAAACGGUACUAAGAUCACGUCUCGUAUGUCUUGAUGAUGGCAUUAGCUUUCGCGUAUGUUAAUGUUAUGAUCGUAGUCGCUCUUUCCUUUCAUAGACUGCGGUGUACCGCGGAGCAACUGACAAACGGAAUCAACACAACACGUCGCUCGUAUCUCUGCCCCGCCGGACUUGAUCACAUACGCUUGACACACUCAAAUUAUACACGCCGUCUACUUCGUUUUCGUUGUUCUUGCGCACUGCGGUUCGGUACAAUGCCUGAGUUGUAUUCGGACCACUUCUUAGCGACCGUAACGCGGGCAGUCGCCGCAACUGCCGUCAAGCAACCAGAGGAAUCAGCUCCAAGUCCGCCCCUCAAGCAGUAAUUUCGCGCCGAGUUCAACAGUUCAGUCCAUAAGCUUGCUGCGCUUGCGACAUCCUUUGAGAAGCUAUAGGUCGAACAACUUGACCGGAGCACCACGAGCCUGGCAGAC